AUGCCGACCAGACAGGUUCUUCAGGCAUCCCAAUCCCAACCUCCCCCACCCAAGUCAGUCGAUCUCUGCGGGGGCAGCAAAGACAUCGACCUGACUCCGCUUAGCAACUUUCGAUCUCCCUGGAGUGUAGUAAAGAAGUUCAAGUCCUCGCAGACUGCGCACCAAAUUGAUAUACUAACAUGCCAAACAUUCAACUCGCUGCCCAAUAUGGGCGAAAUUCCAGUGAAUUGCCAAAAUAGCAGCAUUUGCCACACCAUUACCACUUCUUCCCAAGUUACGAAGUCGAUUGGUUACGUUCCUGUUGGUGUUCAAAAUGAAUACAAAACCAACCUCGUCAGCUACGUCGGUUCAAUGUGCGAUGAUAAGCUAAAUUACACUAUUGACAUACGCUACAUUUGCGGCAACAACCUUGGAUAUCCCACGUAUCCGCCGACUUCAAUCACGAAUGCCUGCAAAACCAUCUUGCAUUGGGAAACGGCUGCCGCCUGCAAAGGCGCCGCCGCCACCUCAAAGGCUGACCUCUCCACCUUUGGCAUCAACGAGAGUCCCUGCUACACCGUGGACAAGGUGGGCGGCAACCGCUACGACCUCAGCCCGCUCAUUCGCCUCAACGGCAGCUACAAGGUCUGGUCGGCGGAGAACGGCACCGAGUUCUUCAUCAACGUCUGCUCAGAUGCCACGGACCGCUGCCGCCCGGGCUCCUCUGCCUGCUUCCGCAACGGCCUCGGCCAGAUGGAGAGCAUCGGCUCGUACNUCCGCAACAGCCUCGGCCAAAUGGAAAGCAUCGGCUCGUACAAGUGGUCGAGCAUUGAGUUUCGGAAGGCGAGCGAGGCGGCCAAGCACGACUACGUCCAGCUGACGUACAAGGCGAAGAACGCCCUCUGCAACAGUCCUAUCUCGACGACGUUGAACGAGUCCACGACGAACAUUCGCUUCAUCUGCCCCCGUCAGACGACCUCUCUGCACCGCUACCCGGUGCUGGUCUCCAGUCUGGACUGCCGCUACGAAAUCGAGUGGGUCACCGACUACGCCUGCCCCCAGGAGGAGCUCUCCUUCCCCGAGAACAACUGCCUCAUUGACGACACUGACCUGUCGCCGCUGCAGCGUAGUGCUCAGCCGUACGAGUUUAAGGACGUCAAGCGCCUGGACGGCUCCACCGUCAACAUUUCGCUGAACGUCUGCGGCGGCGCCCUGCCCGCCGACAAGUGCAAGCUCGGCUCAGCGGUGUGCGUCAUGAACGCCACCAGUCGAACGUCCUUCGCGCGGAAGAAGGCCACAUUUAUGAAGGCGGACAACCGCCUCAGCUUAAACUACGUCAGCGGCGGCGCUUCCUGCCAGAGCAAGGACGGCUUCAAGAUGGAGCGAACGGUGGUGGAGUUUGAGUGUGAUCCGACGGCUGCCACCAAUGCGACCAGUCAGCCGGAACUGAUUGAGGUGCAGGAGUGCUCGUACCUAUUCAAGUGGCGCACCGCCCUCGUCUGUCCGCUGAUCAUGCCCUCGCUGCUGAACUGCACCUACGUCAACGAGCAGGCGGGCUUCCAGGUGGACCUCUCCUCGCUGAUGCGACCGGACGGCUUCUACGAGGUGCAACGGUUCGGGCACGACCCUCGCCUCAAGUACCUCAUCGCCAACUCGUCGCGAAUUCUGCUGAACGUCUGCUCGAAGCUGCCGCUGCAGCAGACGGCAACCACCGCCAGCAACUUCAGCAAAGAGUGCGCCGGCGCUGCCGCCUGUCUGCUGGACGCCGGCAAGAAGGAGGCCACCAGUCUGGGGCACUUUCGCGAGCCAAUUCAGUACGACCAGGUGCUGGGUGUUUUGACGCUGCGCUACACCGGCGGCAGCCAGGACCCGGUGACGAAGAAGCCACUGAGCACGGUGAUCAACUUUCACUGCGCCCCCUGGUCGAAGAACAAUGAGCCCUACCUGAUUGACUACGACCAGGCGACCGGGCAGUACACCGUGGAGUACAACACACCGGCCGCCUGUCGCCUCUUCACCGCAAGGGGCACCGACUGCCAGGUGACCGACCCGGCCACCGGAUUUCAGUACGACCUGAGGCCGCUCGCCUCUCGCAGCUUCUACUCCAUCAAGACGGACCGCUACGAUUUUGAGCUGAACGUCUGCCAGCCGGUGGUGGGCGGCUCGUGCGCCGGCGACACCGACCACGCCAUCUGCCAGAAGGAGCACACCGGCGGCGGGCGUGCCUUUAGCCUAGGCCGGGCCACCACCGCCCUCUCCUACUGGAACACCAUGCUCAACAUGACCUUCAUCGGGGGGACGCCGUACAAUGACGAGCAGCGGACGCCGCGCCGCUCGCACAUUAGCUUCAUCUGCGACGAGAAGGCCGCCAAUGGCUUUCCGGAGUUUGACGGCGAGCGCGACCGCGCCUACUUCUUUCGCUGGUACACCGCCCUCGCCUGUCCCCAGGCGCCGCCCAAGGUGACGCACUGCGUCUUUGAGAAUGAGACGCACUUCUUUGACCUGUCGCCGCUCUCUCUGGACCGGGGGAAUCACUUUGCCCUGAACGGGCAGUCGCUCACCAUCGCCUACAUCAACUUCUGCCGGCCGCUGAAUCCCAUUCGCGACAACCUGCUGAACCAGUGCAAACCGAACACGGGCAUCUGUCUGGUGGACUUCCUGAAGAGCGAGGUCAGCCUGGGUGAGCCGCUCAGCCACCCCUUUCUCGGCUUUGACGGCACCAUCUACAUGCUCUACAACAACGGCGACCCUUGUCCGGCCAAUCGCUCCCAACCGCUCUCCUCCAGCAUCCAGCUGAUCUGCUCGCCCGACCUCGAGGAGGACCUUACCAUUGACUUCUUUGACCCGGUUAAGGGCGAGGAGUGCACGUACAACUUUGUGGUUCGUAGCCCCGUCGCCUGUCCGCGCGCCUUUCACGACACCGUCCUCCAGGACUGCGUCUACACCGACCGGCGGACGAAUCUGUCGGCGGACCUGGGUGCCCUGACAAAGCCCCUGGGCGACUACGCCGUCUCUGGGGGCAACCCACAGACCACGUACAGUCUGAACAUGUGCAAGGCGGUCAGCCAGCCGCCGAGCCCUCCUGCCCACGGCGAGUGCCAGGGGGCGGCCGUUUGUCUGCGCACCGCCAACAACAGCAUCCUCAACUACGGGCGGGCGGACUCGAUGAAGCUGUACCUGGAGGGCGGCAACCUCCACCUGCGCUACACCAAUGGCAGUCGCUGUGACGACCAGGUGGACGGGCGGAUGCGCGCCACCGACAUUGAGUUUAUCUGCGACGAGACGAAGCCCACAGAUUCCUUGAACGCGCCCUCGCUCUACUACCAGAACCACUGCCUGGCGAAGUUUCAGUGGCGCACCGCCGCCGUCUGCAACCUGGUCAUUCCCAGCUGCUCGCUGGUGGACGACACCAACGGCAACUACUACUCUCUGCGGCCGCUCGCCUCCAUGUCGCACGCUUGGAACGUCUCCGCCACCUCCGGUGCCGACGAGUACUACCUGCUGAAUGUGUGCAAGGCGCUGCCGCUGCACCACAACUGCAGCUCCUCGGCGGGCGCCUGCAAGUGCCGCGUGGUGGACCGGGCCACCGGCGAGGUGGACUGCUCCGCCAACCUGGGCAAGGUCUCCGACCACGAGCUGGCGCUCGAUCCGCUCACGCACAACCUCGUGCUCACCUACGAGGGCGGCGACCGCCUCUGCAACGGCUCCGUCGCGCGGACGCAGAUUCGCUUUCGCUGCAGCGCGACGGAGAGCGGCCACGGCGGGCCGAGGCUGAUCAGCACCGAGGACUGUACCUUCCACUUUGUGUGGGACAGCAUCUUCGCCUGCGCCAUGCAGAACAUCACCGCCAACUCGGUGCACCUCUCCAUGGGCGGGCCGGGGGAGGAGGGGGACAGCCGGUACGUGGUACACGACACCGCUAGGCGGCUGCAGUGGAACCUGGCGCCGCUUUUCACCGUGGCCGUCAAUGUGACGGAGAAGACACGCCAGGGACAGAACGGCAGCUUCACCUACGCCGUCGACCUGGGCCGACACAGCCACGAGCACCACCCGCGAACGGGCAACUGUGUCGAGGCGGCCAUCUGUCAGGUGAAGCACGCGGACGGCUUCACCCGGGACAUUGGCAGCUUCGGGAACAUGAGCUUCAGCUUCGUCGGCGCCGACCUCUACCUGGUGCUGACCUCGGCCAGCUCAAAGUGCGGUCGAAAGCCGAGCAAGAAUGUGAGCAGCAAGAUUCGCUUCAUCUGCAACUACGCCGCCGACCUCGGCUCGCCGCACUUUGUCUUUGAGAGUGAGGAGUGCGACUACUUCUUCACCUGGGAGACGGACGCCGUCUGUCAGCUGGUGGAGAACCGACCGAUGCCCUCGCCCAACGAUGGUGGCUCGUCCACCAAGCACUCGGGACUGUCCACCGGCUGGGUCGUUGGGCUGCUCUUUCUCUUUGCCCUGUGCGGCUUUGCCGGCUGGCUCUUUGUCUCCAGCGGCACUAAGCG
Rhagoletis zephyria (snowberry fruit fly) is the source of this 4472-nucleotide messenger RNA. Lineage: Eukaryota; Metazoa; Arthropoda; Insecta; Diptera; Tephritidae. The record is from RefSeq and is a predicted model, not a curated record.